AUGACUUCGAUUAUCUUCGUGAUUCUUGCGAUCUUUGCGGUUAGUUCGGCACAUCCAAUGGAGAAGCGACAGGAUGAUGUGACAUUUGGCGACGACCUAAACACUUGGGCUGCUCAUUCCGAUAACACGACCACCCUGGAUGAUACUACCAAUCUGCUGGGAUUAAGUGACACUGGCUCAAUGGCUUGUCCAGUCGUUUUUACCACGAAUCAAGCAAGUAAUAACACAAACGUGUGGGCACCACAAACCGACGUGUGGACCUUAUAUGGCAAAUAUGUUGUGUGUAACCAGGAUAAGGUCAACUUCUACGCCCAGCGGACAGAUCAAGAUGGAUGGUAUGUCUUACUAUGGAGUGCAAUGGUAGAUGCAGCUCUGGAGAAUAUCCCGGUGACUCUAAGAACCAUCGGCCCUGCCUUGGGCUAA
This is a messenger RNA of Penicillium griseofulvum, 423 nucleotides long. RefSeq lists its product as uncharacterized. The coding region runs from base 1 to 423 and encodes 140 amino acids. The transcript has 2 exons. The record is from RefSeq and is a predicted model, not a curated record. Lineage: Eukaryota; Fungi; Ascomycota; Eurotiomycetes; Eurotiales; Aspergillaceae.